This is a messenger RNA of Penicillium roqueforti, 1578 nucleotides long. Its product is annotated as putative FAD binding monooxygenase. Gene Ontology annotation, molecular function: FAD binding. The record is from RefSeq and is a predicted model, not a curated record. NCBI's taxonomy places the organism in Eukaryota, Fungi, Ascomycota, Eurotiomycetes, Eurotiales, Aspergillaceae. Bases 1 to 1578 code for a protein of 525 amino acids. The transcript has a single exon.
AUGAAACCCAAAACGGAUGUUCUCAUUGUCGGCGCAGGCCCAACUGGCCUUGUCCUUGCUCUGUGGCUUCACCAUCAAGGUGUCAAUGUCCACAUUUUCGACCAGGCGGAGGCCCCGGCGCAGAACUCCCGAGCGAUCAUUGUCCAUGCGCGCAUAGUCGAGCUGUAUAGACAACUUGGAUUGAGCGAAGACUUGCUGAAACUUGGGUACAAGCUGCCGGCCACGAAUCUCUGGGUUUAUAGGCAGCGCAAAGCGCACGUCCCGCUGGAAGACUUCGGUCGCGAUUUGACUCCGUACCCGUUCAUGCUCAGCGUACCGCAAGACGACCACGAAAGGAUGCUCGAAAAGCGACUGAAUGACGUGGGCAUCCAUGUCGAGCGAGGGUCGAAGUUGCAAGGCUUUGUGGACCACGGGUCUAGCAUCACUGCCACCUUGUUCCGCGAAUCUGAUGGCAGCUCAACCACACACGAAGCAUCGUACAUAGUGGGCUGUGAUGGGGCGCACUCGGUUGUUCGCCACGGGAUUGGUGCCAAAUUCGAGGGCGAAACGUACAAACCGCUGUUCUAUAUCGCCGACGUCGAAGGCAAAAGCGAGAAGCAUUUCAACGGCGAAGGGAACGUGGUGUUCACCAACGACACUUUCAACCUGGUUGUCCCGUACAACAAAGCCGGCCAUGUGCGAUUGGUUGGUAUUAUCAUGCCGGAUGAAAACGACAAUGACAACUCUGAAUCGCUAGUGCAUCAGCACCAGAUCACGUUCGACGACGUUCGACCCCAGAUCAUGCAAGCCAUGGAUAUCGAUAUCACCAAGGUCAACUGGUUCUCCACCUAUCGCAGUCACCACCGUGUGGCCGACAAAUUCCGCAGCAAUCGGGCAUUCCUUGUUGGGGAUGCGGCUCACAUCCACAGCCCAGUCGGCGGGCAGGGCAUGAAUACCGGUAUCAUGGACGCGAUCAAUUUGGCGUGGAAGCUCGCAACGGUCCUAAAGCAGACAAACAUGAGCGAGGAUGCACAAAACCAGCUUUUGGAUUCAUAUGAGAACGAACGCCGCUCAUUCGCUAUGAUGAUAGUCAAGUCCACCGACGCGGGCUUUACCACAUUGACGUCAAAAGGAAUCUUCCCACACAUUCUUCGAAAUUGGCUGAUUCCGUACCUUGUGCCACUGCUCUUGAAACUUGAUUUUGCCCGGACUAGAAUCUUCCGCGGUGCUUCUCAGCUCGUUUGCCACUAUAGGGGCAGCAGUCUUUCUCAGACUGGAGAAGGGGCCGUGCAGCCUGGCGACCGUCUCCCAUGGGCUGCAAUCAACGAGGUGGAUAACUUUUCAACUCUGCGAGAAGUCUGUUGGCAGCUCCAUAUCUAUGGCGAAUCCCUACCACAAAUUGAAAAGUGGGCCCAACAGACGAGUGUGAAGGUCUUCGUCUUUCCCUGGCAGGAUCAAUAUGCCAAUGCUGGGCUGAUCGAGAAUGCCGUUUACUUGCUGCGACCUGAUCAGUACAUUGCAGGGAUUUUCAAGGACCCCUCUGUUGAGGGGCUGAACGAGUACUUUGCUACUCGGGGGUUGUACCUAGGUCGAGACUAG